Scheffersomyces stipitis CBS 6054 is the source of this 1410-nucleotide messenger RNA. RefSeq lists its product as uncharacterized. The record is from RefSeq and is a predicted model, not a curated record. The transcript has 2 exons. The coding region runs from base 1 to 1410 and encodes 469 amino acids. NCBI's taxonomy places the organism in Eukaryota, Fungi, Ascomycota, Pichiomycetes, Serinales, Debaryomycetaceae. Gene Ontology annotation, cellular component: mitochondrial matrix. Gene Ontology annotation, molecular function: protein binding.
AUGUCACUUCCCAUAGCAGGACUAGCUCAGUUGUCCAAAGGGAUUAUACAGGUGGUCGGAAAGGAUGCCACCAAGUUUCUCAAUGGGCUCAUUACCUCACGAAUGUUGCCCAAUGUAGUAAAGAAGAAGCAACAUACUAUCAGCGAAAACGAAAAUAGACAUGCCAACCUCUCGGAAAUAAUAGAUAUCAACAACAACUGGGGAUUGAUGCACGGAGAUAUAUACGAUCCAGAGGAAAACAUAUUUAUAGGUCGAGACGGACUCAACUCAAUGUUUCUCAACUCUAAAGGAAGGGUAACGGCUGACUGUUUCUUGUACUCUUUUCCAUUUCACAAUUCCAAAGGAAGUUUUGAGGAAGUGUUGAAAAAGCCCAAUUUCUUGAUUGAAGUAGAUUCUCGGAUUAUUCCAGAGAUGGAAUCGUUAUUGCGCAUUCACAAGCUCAGCGCAAAAGUCAAAAUCAAUACCGUGUCGGAUAUAUAUCUGUACUACUAUUAUAGUGAUACAAUGGAAUUCGACGAACUCUUGGAACAAGUUCAGGACACGUAUUUCAGGUCAGUAGACCCAAAUGAAGCUCUUGUAAAAGCCAACGAGUUUAUAGAGAGUAAUCUUAUCUUCAACAGCAGGGUUUCGUCUAAUAUUGUAGGAUUUUCUAUCGAUAACAGAAUACCGAACUUGGGAAUCAAAAUUCUCACAAAUAAGCCAUUGAAUAAUGAUGACCAGAACAUUGGAGUUGCUGUGGAUGACUUUUUUUCUGAAAGUUUCCAGCAAUCUUUCAGAACCAAUAUCAUUUCAGAAGAUGUCAUCAAUAUGAGAAGAAAUGUUAAUGGAUUAUUCGAAGGACAAGAUGCAGACAUCGACCAGACACUUCUUCCGUUCGAAUGCAACUUAGACUACACCAACGGCUUGUCAUUGGACAAGGGCUGCUACGUAGGACAAGAGCUAACUAUCAGAACGUACAACAAUGGCGUUAUACGAAAGAGAAUCAUGCCAGUACAAUUCUUCGAGAAUAAUGAAGAAACGGUAGACGAAAUUCUGAACCAAGGCUAUGUAAAUAUUGAUUCGUCCGACAAAGUAGUUGAAACGCUCAAAAUGCUCAAUCAGACUACGUUGGGUAAAUUGGACAUGUUACCUUUGUACGACUUGCCAGUGGAGAAUGAAGAAAGUAAAAGCGCUAGUCCUUUUGCGAGUUCACCAUUCGGUGGAGAAUCCAAAAAGCUGCGACGCAGAAAAGCCUCUAGUGGUAAAAUUAUUUCCCAGCAUGAUAACGUUGGUUUUGCUCUUGUGACGUUAUCAGAAAUUGAGCGAAACGACUUGUUCAAGAUAGAGGUACCUAGUCUAGAGGGGGGUAUGAGGUCUGUCGGAAUAAAGGUGUUUACUCCUGACUGGUGGCCGGAACAAGAGGACUACUAG